CAAACAAACUCUCCGAGAAGGAGUAGCAACGCGCAGCAGUCCGUCUCCACUCCACAGCUCGGUCCUCCGGUCGUCAUGUCGGGAGAUGCCCCGGAGCAGAGUCGGCGGGUCAGCUUGCUGUCUUGGGAUCAGGUGCGGCGGUUGGACUCCAUUCUGGGGGAGAGCGUCCCGAUCCACGGCCGCGGCAACUUCCCCACGCUGUCCGUGCAGCCCCGGCAGAUCGUUCAGGUGGUCAGGGCUCGGCUCCAGGAACAGGGCGUGAUUGUGCGUGACGUUAAGCUGAACGGCUCCGCAGCCAGCCACGUGCUUCACCAGGACAACGGCCUCGGCUACAAAGAUCUGGAUCUAAUCUUCGGCCUGAGUCUCUCCGACGACAAAACCUUCCGUCUGGUAAAGGACGUGGUGCUGGACUGCCUGGUGGACUUCUUGCCCGAAGGCGUGUGCAGGGAGCGGAUCACGGCCCUGGCCCUCAAAGAGGCCUACGUGCAAAAACUGGUGAAGGUCUGCAACGACACGGACCGAUGGAGCCUGAUCUCGCUGUCCAACAACACCGGCAAAAACGUGGAACUGAAGUUCGUGGACUCCCUGAGAAGACAGUUCGAGUUCAGCGUGGACUCCUUCCAGAUCACGCUGGACUCGCUGCUGUUCUUUGACCGCUGCUCAGAGACGGCCAUGUCUGAGACCUUCCACCCCACGGUCCAGGGGGAGAGCAUGUACGGAGACUUCGAGGAAGCCCUGGACCACCUCCGCUCAAAGACUAUCGCCACCCGCAGCCCGGAGGAGAUCCGGGGCGGCGGCCUGCUCAAGUACUGCCACCUGCUCGUGCGCGGCUUCCGCCCGGCCUCCGAGAGCCAGAUGAAGCAGAUGCAGCGCUACAUGUGCUCGCGCUUCUUCAUCGACUUCCCCGACAUCGGCGAGCAGCAGAGGAAGCUGGGGGCGUAUCUGCAGAACCACUUCGCGGGCAUGGAGCACAAGCGCUACGAGUACCUGGUCACGCUGAGGCGCGUGGUGGACGAAAGCACCGUGUGCCUGAUGGGCCACGAGCGCCGGCAGACGCUGGCGCUCAUUUCCGCCCUGGCGCUUCGCGUCAUGGCCGAGCAGAACGCCAUCCCCGCCCUGUCCAACAUCACCUGCUACUACCAGCCCGCCCCUUACGUCAGAGACGUCAACUUCAGCAACUACUACGUGGCACAGGUUCAGUCCCCCAUGUCAGUGUGUAGGAACUCUUACCAAACGUGGCUGCCCUGCAGCUGA
This is a messenger RNA of Menidia menidia (Atlantic silverside), 1254 nucleotides long. The record is from the annotation of a GenBank genome assembly. Lineage: Eukaryota; Metazoa; Chordata; Actinopteri; Atheriniformes; Atherinopsidae.